Molecule: messenger RNA, 1489 nt
Organism: Xiphophorus couchianus (Monterrey platyfish)
Lineage: Eukaryota; Metazoa; Chordata; Actinopteri; Cyprinodontiformes; Poeciliidae
Gene: paqr3a
Product: progestin and adipoQ receptor family member IIIa
Exons: 8
Coding region: 107-1156 (349 amino acids)
Cellular component (GO): membrane
Molecular function (GO): signaling receptor activity
Source: RefSeq, a predicted model, not a curated record
AAGCUGAAGGGGUCCUUUAAUUCUGAUGGCGUCUUAGUGAAGAUGUUGUGAAUAAUUUUAUAUACUUUUUUUAUAUGUUUAAUUUAAUGCUCAUAAAUCUGUACAAAUGCGUAGCUCGUAUUUUAAGCCGCAAAAUGGCUCCAACUACAAAUACACUAAGUUAAAAGCUUCAAGUCAGUUUAAAACUGACUCACCUAGCAAGUCAGUUGCAAUGUCCCAGAAACCCCAGAAAAAUGCCCAAACUGCACAUUACAUCGAGCUGGGAGGUUACCAGUACUGGCCUGUACUGGUGCCCAGAGGCAUCAGACUGUACACGUACGAACAGAUCCCGGUUUUCCUGAGAGAAAAUCCAUACAUCACAGACGGAUACAGAGCCUACCUGCCAUCCAGGCUGUGCAUCAAGAGCCUCUUCAUCCUAUCCAAUGAGACGGUGAAUAUCUGGAGCCAUCUGUUGGGCUUCCUGCUCUUCUUCUGCAUCGGCGUGUACAACAUGGCGUCGGUGCUGCCCUCCAUCCAUGCCUCCAAGGAGGAUUACGUCAUCUACUCCAUCGGGCUGUUCUGCUUCCAGCUGUGCAUGCUCUGCUCCGUGGGUUACCACCUGUUCUGCUGCCACCGCUCGGAGAAGACCAGCCGCCGCUGGAUGGCGCUGGACUACGCCGGCGUUUCCAUCGGCAUUCUGGGAUGCUACGUUCCAGGAGUGUUUUACACUUUCUACUGUAACAAUUACUGGCGGCAGGUUUACCUGGUGACGGUCCUGGCCAUGAUCCUGGCCGUCUUCUUCGCCCAGAUCCAUCCUCUCUACCUCAGUAAGCAGUGGAAGCAGCUGCGCUCGCUCAUCUUCUGCUCUGUGGCCGGCUACGGCCUCAUCCCGACGCUCCACUGGAUCUGGAUCACCGGAGGAUUCUCCUCACAGCUUGUCCAGGCUUUUGUUCCACGGAUCCUUGGGAUGUACUUCAUCGCAGCGUUGGCGCUCAUUUUCUAUGUUUCUAAGGUUCCAGAGCGAUAUUUCCCAGGCCAGCUGAACUACCUGGGCUCCAGCCACCAGGUGUGGCACCUGCUGCUGGUUCUGAUGUUCUACUGGUGGCACCAGUCGUCGGGUUUCAUCAUGGCGUACAGACACAGUCAGCCGUGUCCCGCCGCUCCUCAGCACACUUAGUUCACAGCGCGACACGCCGAGUCUCUGAACGAAUGACCUUUGACCCGGUGGGCUUGCAUUUUACCUGCCUGAGGAGCAAGAUGGUCAGUGGCGCUGCAGCACAGGAAACGAGGUGACAUGAAUGCAUCAUAAAAAUCCCCAACAGGAACAAAUUAACAGGAAGCUCCUGAACUUCCUGGUUCUCCAAGUGCCUGUAAAUGAUGUAGCAUCAAAUGUUUCUGAAUGGGGAAACUUAAAUCUGCAGAUUUUUUGAUAUUUGAUAUGUUUUAACAAUAUCAAGAAGCAAAAAGUGAGCAUGUUAAAGCAAUUAAAACCCCAAAGACUUGUUGUUCA